CAGAACUAGUCAGAUGUUCACAUCUUUCGGUUGAGUUCAAGUUUUUCAAUUUAGAUUUUAAUCUUUAUUAACUUCUUAAUUUGUUUGUUCAACUGAAUAAUGUCGCUUAAUAACUUAUAAAUAAUUAGGUCGUAGACAGAAGUUGUUGAUUUUGUAGACAAUUAACCUUAUUUCAACAAACUCGCGUUGAAACAUUGGUGCACAGUAGGCCUAGUAUGUUUAUAAGUUGUUCAGUGGACGUCAAUUUUAACGAUUUCAACAGUUCAAUGACUAUUAACUGGCCAAAACUAAGUGGCCAAGAACCAAUUAACUCAAUUUUCAUACUCGAUCAAAUAACUUGAGUGUUGACAUUUAGAAAUAUUGUUUCAAAUAUCGUUUGGUUUGUUGAGUAGAUAAUAUGGCGGAAAGUCAAGGAAAGGCUGUUCCAACAUUUUCCUCGUUUGAUAAUAUUGAACGGCGACCUGGAUCUCAUGAUAGGAGAAAUAAGUUGAAACUUUUUUCUUCACUUCCGAUUAGCAGUCAUACCGUAAUGAACAACACGAACUCAGGACACAGUGAUCUCAUGAAUCUUUCAGCUUUGUCUCGUUAUUCCCCCACCACAAUCCAGCACCAUCCUCAUCAUCAUCAUCACCACACGCACCAUAACAAUCAUCACAGUCAACAUAAUAGUCACCACAACAAUCAUCAAAGUCACCACGGAAAUCAUCAAAGUCACCACGGAAAUCAUCACAGUCACCACGGAAACAAUCACAGUCACCACGGACACCAUCACAGUCACCAGGCCGCGUCACCACAGGCCGGCAGUCGGUUUGAUGGCGCGACGGGUGGAGGGGGAGAGUUGGCUAGGAGAUCACUGUCCAUCAGAGUAAAUUCUGUCCUGGAGAAGUUCAAAUUCUGCCAGAGCAUACAGAGUACAGGAACGCUGCAAGUUUCACCCAAUGAUUGCUACGACUUUACAUCGGACGACAUGCAAGAUUUGGGCGAGAUCGGUCGGGGUGCUUUCGGCACGGUGAACAAGAUGGUGCACCGCACCAGUGGCACAGUGAUGGCUGUCAAACGAAUCCGAAGCACUGUCGAUGAAAAGGAGCAGAAGCAGCUGUUGAUGGACCUCGAAGUGGUCAUGAAGUCAAACGAGUGUCCUUGUAUUGUCCAGUUCUACGGUGCUCUCUUCAAGGAGGGAGACUGUUGGAUCUGUAUGGAGCUGAUGGAUACCUCUUUAGAUAAAUUUUAUAAAUUUAUUUACGAGAAACUAAAUCAAAGGAUACCGGAAACCACCCUGGGCAAAAUCACUGUCGCUACGGUGCGAGCCUUGAACUACCUGAAGGAGAAGUUGAAGAUCAUCCACCGCGACGUGAAACCGAGCAACAUUUUGCUCGACCGACGUGGCAACAUCAAGUUGUGCGACUUUGGCAUAUCGGGCCAGCUGGUCGACUCCAUUGCCAGGACAAGGGAUGCCGGAUGCAGGCCUUAUAUGGCGGUUAGUUGACUCAGUUCAAUUAUU
Molecule: messenger RNA, 1501 nt
Organism: Nilaparvata lugens (brown planthopper)
Lineage: Eukaryota; Metazoa; Arthropoda; Insecta; Hemiptera; Delphacidae
Product: dual specificity mitogen-activated protein kinase kinase 4
Exons: 7
Coding region: 398-1486 (362 amino acids)
Biological process (GO): MAPK cascade; protein phosphorylation
Molecular function (GO): ATP binding; JUN kinase kinase activity
Source: RefSeq, a predicted model, not a curated record